ACAGCAGGAGACAGCUGGGAUGGACAGAGGGACGGACUGAGGGACACACAGCAGGACUCUGUCUGUAGCAUCCAGCACAAGCUGAGAAAUGGUAAUCACCAUUACAGUAACCAAUAAGACCCCUUACACCUGGUACCACUCUUAUGAUAAAGACCAGAGUGGGACAAAACUGAAGCCACAUGAUACAAAAACAGGAGAAUGGCCUUUAGGAUUUUCGUUGUUAAAAUAUCCAUUCCGAUUGUUUGAUGCUGUUUUGGACAGAGGCGUCUACCUUAGCUAUGGAAACCACUCCAAAUGGGACCUUCAAUCUGACAAUCGCAUUGAUGAUUUCACUGUAACAGAGAGCGAUGAUCGAGAACACUUUGAGCUGGUCAACAGUUCUGAUGAAGUGGUUGACCGCUGUCCCAACUAUGCAAGAAUCGAAGAAGAGAAACGGGAAAGAGAAGAACGCAAAAGACGGCAACAAGAAGAGAAACGUCAGAGGGAAGAAGAGGAGCAGAGGCGCCAGGCAGAGCUGGAACGAGAAAGAAAGAUCCAAGAGGAGACAAAGAGGAGACAAGAACAGGAACGCCGAGAAUGGGAACGUCGAGAACGUGUAAGACGAGAACAAGAAAGGCAAGAACGUGAACGACGAGAAUGGGAACAACGAGAACGUGAACGACGAGAAAGGGAACGACAAGAACAGGCAAGACGGGAACUUGAAAGGCAAGAACAGGAAAGGCAAGAACGUGAACUACAAGAAUGGGAACAAUGGAAGAAACGACAAAAAGAACUGCAGAGAAAAAGGCAAGAAGAGGAGAAAAGACGCCUGGCAGAGAUGGAGCAAGCCAGGAGAAUCCAAGAGCAAAUUGACUGGGAGAACAAAGCCUCCAAGAGAAAGAUCAGAAAAGCUCAGGAAAGACUUCAAGAGCAGGAACAAGCCAAAGCUCAAGAACACCAGCAGCAAAAGACUGAAGUGCUGUACCAGCUGCUGGACGAUCAUACAGCUUACAUAGAGAGAGAUGAGUUCGGAGAUGUGCAGCAACGAUUUGAAGAACUUCUGUCAAGCUACCAAAUCAAAGAGAAAGAAAAGUCAAAGAUGAACCUUGAAGACAGAAUGAAGUUUCUCCAAAAUGUGCUGAUGUUAAAUUACCUAGAACAACAGAACAUCCCCAUCUGGUCACAGUGGGCUUUGGAUCAGGCCACUGGAUACGUGGACCUGUCCCUGACCGAGCGCUUCAGUGUUCUGGAGGCUGUGGUCAAGGUUACUCUGGAGGGUGAGCCUGAUUUUCAGCUUGAGCACAGAACAGGACAAGACAAAAAAAACAUAUUCUUUCUCAGUUUGGAAGAUCAGCUGCAGAUUUCUAAUCCAACUCUAGCCAGACGGGUUUUAGUAAAUAUUCUUGAAAUUACUUCAAAGUUGCCAAAACAAGGCAAGGAAAUCCUCAGUCAAAUACUUUUCAACAACAUCUGGACUCCAAAAGAAAUCAAGCUGUUCAUUGGACGAACGUUGGGCAUGGAUCAGGAAAAAGUCUCAAACAUCCUUCACUGGGUAUGCACCUAUAGGUUAAGCUGCAUAAUGGCUGUCACUGCACUGAAUCACAAGAAUCCCAUAGGAUAUAUUCAAGAUUGUAUGUCAUGUGAGGAGGACAAAGAUCAUGAGACUAUCCUUAGUGAAAUGAAGGAAAAUAACUAUCCAGAAGAUCUCCUGUCACAACUGGAAGACACUCUUCAAUACGUUGAGGCCGUGUUGCCCAGAUGUAAAGGAGUGGACCUAGAGUCAGACGUGAUUGAAGACUGUAAAAGGUGGAUAGUUUCAAUAGAUUUUUCCAACCCUAACACUGACAUGUUAAAGAGCAUCCUCAUUGUCAUGUCCAUAGCUGUGAAGACAUGCACAGCCUUCAUCACCUCCAGUGGAAAGAGCGUUCAGGGAUACUUUCCCAGACUGACUCAGCUUGCAUCAUUACUGCUACUGCUGCUACAGCAGUCCCAGGACAAACGAGGAUGCCUCUUGGAAAUCGGAACCGGUGAGGGUAAGACCUGCAUCUUAGCCAUGUUUGCCACCAUCCAGGCGAUACGAGGUACUGCGGUGGAUGUUGUGACCAGCUCCCCUUUGCUUGCCAUUCGUGAUCAAGAGGAGUGGAAAAAACUCUAUACAAUGUUUGGUGUGACCUCAUCAACUGUUCCUCCACAACACCAAACUAAAAGUUCCUUUGAAGACCAUGACAAGCUGCUUGAAGAAGCUUAUUCUAUGCAAGUAGUUUAUGGCACUGUUUGUACUUUUGCUGCAGACAUACUGAGGCAAGAGUUUGAGAAGAAAACAACUCGAGGACAGAGAAAGUUUGACUGUGUUAUUGUGGAUGAAGUGGAUUACAUGACGUUGGACAGUGGAGUCCAGGUAACCUUCUUGUCACAUCAAGCCAGUGGGCUGAGACACCUGGAACAAGUCCUAGCAAGCAUCUGGGCCUUGAUGUCUUCCUGCCGUCCGAUAGAAAUAUUUGAAACAGGCGAGAUCCAAUGGGGAACUAGGAUCCAGUACUGUCACAAGGUUGCCAAGCAAGCUGUGGUUGGCUCAGAAUCAGACUUUUCAGAAGAUGACAUACUGUUGCUGGGUGUGGAGCUGGGCCUUUAUUCUCAGCAGGAUCUCAAUAAAGUAAAUGAAGCAAUGAGUCAAACUCAGACAGAGAAAGGCAGCUCUGAAGAUCCCACAUUGCAAGUCAUUGGAACCAUCAUGGCCAAGUUGGGACAUCAGCAGCAGCAUGAGCUGUUCAGGAAACUUGAGACAGAAGUGCUUGAUGGCGUGGUGGUGGACUGUUACUCACUAGUAAACAAUAAAGCCAAACGCUACGGUAAAGACGAUUCUCCCGCAGACCCUGAUGUGAAGAUACUUCUUCUGCAGAAUGGAUGUGCCUGUGAAAUCAUGUCUGAGAAAUCACUCAUUGAAUCAACUCUUGAAAAACUGAAAUCCAAAAUAAGAUUUUCUGGUGAGUGCUCGUUGAAGUCAGUGGAGGAAACUCAGGGAUAUAUUGUGAUUCCAUCUUUCUUAAAAGAGUAUGUUGAGAACCAGUUGCCCAUUUUUGCAGAGAAUGCCUUGAGAGCCAUUCAGAUGGCGCUAGACAGAGAGUACAUGAUUGAAAAGACACCAGAGGUUGACAGGCCUGGUUUCUGUAGUGAGCACUCUCAUCACUACGAUGCCAUAAUUCCUGUAGACUUCCAGGCCAGUGGGGUACUAGAGAAAAACAAGCGCUGGGGUGAGGGCCUGCAACAGUUUUUGGAGAUGAAACACCAACUGGCAAUUUCACAAUUAUCUAACGUCACAAACUACAUGUCAAAUGUCCACUUCUUUAAAAAGUACCUGACAGGCAAAGGGAUUUUUGGAGUCUCUGGGACAUUAGGGGGCGAAGCAGAGAAAGCAUUUCUAAAACGGCAGUACAAAGCAGCCAGUUACAUCAUUCCAGCUCACCGUCAUAAAAAGCUUGUAGAACUGCCAGCAGUUCAGGUUUCUGGAGGAAAAACUGAGUGGAUCCAGGUCAUCUGCGAGACCACAUGGAGAGCUGCAGACAGGGGGCAGGUUGUUUUAAUUAUCUGUGAGGAUGUCAAGACUGCCAAGGAGCUGAAAAGUAAAAUACAGGUUCAAAAAAGACACGCUGCUGAGAUCAGCAUGUACACAAUCAGUGAAAAGCACAACAUUGAAAAGGAGACUUUCAGGAAGGGACACAUCAUCAUAGCUACAAACCUUGGAGGCAGAGGAACAGACAUAAAUGUUCACCAAGAAGUCAAUGAGUGUGGAGGUCUCUUUGUGCUUCUCACAUACUUCCCUGGAAGUCACCGUGUAGAGAGACAGGUGUGUGGACGCACUGCCCGCAAAGGAAACCCAGGAAUGGCACAGAUGAUACUUAACCGGGAUCUUCUAGCACCAGCAUACCAAGGCCACUCAGUGGAAACCAUGAGAAAACUCAGAGAGGAGUAUGAAGUCAGACGUUUGGAUGGUAUGGAGAAAAAUGAGCUGCUUCAAAUUGAACUGAAGGAAAGUCUGUUCUCCACAUUUUGUGAGUUUCUCUGUGACUUUGACAAGCACUACACAGAAGAGGAGAGAAGGGAUAUCAAAAAGCUGAAAUCAAAAGAUCUUCCUGAGUGUUUUAGGAGCCAUCGUCAAAAGUUUGAUUAUGAGACUGCGAUCAAUGCUUUGAAAGAAUCAUGGGCCUUGUGGCUCAUCCUCCAUGAAGAGCACUUCAGCAGGCAUGAUGAUAGCCACCUCCUGAAAGAAAACCUUAUGAAGGAGUUGAAGAAGACUGCAGAUCAAAUCUUAAAGGGGAGGAGCAACAAUUUCUAUGACUACAUUAAACUGGCAAAAAGCAGAACUGACAUACACCGCAGCAACAAAAAGGAAAGCGACUUUGGAGCAUUGCUGUACUGGCAGAGUGCUGUGCAGUGCGAUCCUUUCUACUGUGCUGUGGCACUUUAUAACCAGGCGUACAUCACAGUCAACCUGCAAAGGAGCGGCUACAAAGAGGAAGCAAAGCAGUUAUUAGAAAAAGCAAAGACUGCUGUGAAUGUGUACCUGUCAGAGUCAACAAACAUCAUGAUGUUUUGUAAUUUCGCUGUGGCUCAUGACUUUUUACCCCACCACAAAGACAGCAACCUGCAGAACCAAAUGAAAGCCAGAAUGAGUGUCUUCAAAUGUUGGAAAGGAUACAUUGAAAAUGCCCUGAAAGCCCUCCAGCACAUUGAGAAUAGCAAAGGAGAGGCUAUCUUAGAAGACUCCAGUGUUUACAGCCUUUCCAAAGACAAAGACCCCAUCACCACGAAUGAACUAAUGGUGCUUCAUGAGUUUGGUCUCUGCAUCGUGUUUGAGGUUAAAAAGAAGCCAGAGUUUUCCAUCGAUGCCUUUCUUUGUUUUUGUCUAGGAGUUGUCCAAGUGAUAGCAGGUGUCCUUGUUUGUGCUCUGUCCUAUGGAAGCGCCAGCCAGUUUGGGCUUGGACUCAUCAGUGAAGGGGUUUCUGACAUGAUUCACGGCAUAAAGGGAAUGAUACAAGGAAGCUUUGACUGGGCGGAGUGGGCAAUCUCCAAAGCCAUUAGCAUUGGGGUGUCUCUGGUCUUUGGUGGACUGAGCAAACUCAAGGGAGCUGUAAGGGCUGUACGAAGUGGUGCCAAAGGUCUGGUUGCUGGGGCUAAAUGUAGCUCCGUCCUCACAGUAAAAGAGUGCUGUAAACAUGCAGGGAAAUAUGCUGUUCAAGAACUGGCAAAGCAGGGAUGUGUAGCUGUGCUGAGCUACACUGUCAGCAAUGCACUUCCAGCUGUGUUUGAAAGGAUUCUGAAUGAGGCCUUCAGGGAUAAAGUCUUUAAGAUGAUAAAAUCUAAUAGCCGCCUGGAUUCUGCUCUCACAAACUUCAUUUGUUCAACAGUACCAAAGACGGCCAUGGAGCAAAACUUCACCAACUUCACAAUAGACAUGAGUUGUGAGAAUGAAAUCCGUCUAUCAGUGGACACGAUGACGCGAGACAUAAUCCCUGACCUGAUGAUGGACUGCACCCAGGUUGCUAAAGUUCUUGAUACCCUGUCAGAGGUCUGUGGUUCUGUGGCACGGCACAUGGAGAAACAGAAAGAGAUGAAAGUGUUGAUGAAGAUUUUGGAGUCAGCUCAGUAUAUCAAACUCUGUGUAGAAAUCUUGAAUUCAUUUCCCACAGAAGACGUCAUUCAUAAAACCUUUGUGCCUGGGUUGUUGAAAAGCCUGGAUCAGCUGCCGCAGGAAAAGUAUGACAAGGAUGGAAGGCACUCAUUAGCUGAUGUGAAAAGGCUUAAAAAAGACCUUCUCCACAUUAUAGCUACAAGUGUUUCAGAGUCAUUUGUUGAAGCUUGUUCAAGACACAUGACCUCCAUCAUCACCAGAACCUGCAUGACUCGCAUAAACAGCGCUGCUAGUAGUGCUGUUGGGAACCUACUGGGCAGGGCUAAUACUCAAAGUUUUUUUGACAACCAGCUGUAUAAACACCAAAUGAAGGAGGCCAUCCGCAGACCAUGUGAAUCUCUAUCAGAGGAGGGCAAACAGGACCUUCAUUGUUACAUAGAGGAGGUUUGUGAUGUUGAUCGUCCUGCUUCAGCUUUGGACAUCCAUGUCCUCACUCAAAGUGACGCUCUCCAAGGCAAAGGCAUCAGAGUUAUAGUUGUGGACAAAGAUAGGAAGAAGCUUUCUGAGGAUUACUUUCCAGGAAAGGACAGUUCUGCAGGUGAUAUCGUCCUCCAACUGAGCAAAGACCCAGAAACACAAAAACAGACGUUUGCAGAACGGCUUGCUGGUGAAACGAGGCCCUACAGCGGACAUUUCGACAUUGUGAAGCCAGACGGCGCUGUGAUUCCCGUGAACUCUGCAGAUAUGAACUGCUUCUAUCAUGCUGUGGUCCAGGCCACCAGCUGCAGUACCGUUGACCACAAACAGAGGGCAGUGCAGCUUCGAAAUGAAAUGAAGGAUCUGCUGCUUCAGGACACAGGCAAGUUCGCAGCAGCCGUCAACCUGCAGAGAGGAUAUGAAGAAACCCACAGAUACCUGAAUAAGUACAUCAUCAGUGGAGGAGGCAGGAAGACGCAGCAAGUCAUCAAAAAAAACUUCCAGGACAAACUAAACACAACAGACAUGCAGGAUGUCCAGGAGCUUGAGGCCAAUCUGAUAAAAACUUACGACCUGGGUCUGGUUGGAAGGUUUGAUGACAUCAAGGGCCUGCGGAGGACAAACAGACCCAACGCCGAUAACAACAACCGGAGCUGUCCUGUGAAUGCAGACCACAUCCCACCUAUCAACGCCUUCCAGAAAGCUCAUGAGAUGCUGCAGAAACCAGAGAACGAAGCCCUGAGGGACAGGCUGAAAACAAAGCAGCCUGAGCUUUACGCCAUGAUUGAUAAAACCGGAAAGCGAGGGCUCUGCAGAGAGGUUCUCACCGAACAUCACAAGCAGGCGCUGACCACCGGAAACAGCAAGGGGUCUCACAGAAUCAGGGAGAAGCUCGCUGAAGUUCUGGUUUCUGGUGAUGCUCAUAAAGCAAUGAAGAUGUCCUUAAUAGCGGCCAAUCCAGAGAUGUCGGAGUCUCUCCGGAGAGAUGCAGGAAUUUAUCAGCAAAACAAAAGACCUGAUGUCAUGUCCACCAAAGCCAUCAGGACGUAUCACGGCAUUGGAGACAGACUGCUGUUGGAUAAAUACUGUGAGAUGGGAGUCAUCGACCAGAGCUCUAAGGAUGAUCUUCGUCAGUGGACAAAGUCCCAGCUUUACUCCAGGAAUUCAGCAGAAUAUCAUGAACUGCUGGAAGUGCUGAAGCCGUUUGCUCAACACCAGAAACGCCUUUAGAUGUACAUUCAUCUAACUAUUAACACUUAUAUAUACGAAACCAAUUCCUAGAGUCCAGCCUAUGUGUAACGAAUUGGUCUGAAUUGUUCUAAAAUUUGUAAAUAUAGCAGUAAGUGAGGAGAGGCAUUUUAAUAUAUGUUCGUUUUAAAUACUUUUUGUAAACAAAUUCGUUUUAAAAAUAAAAUAAACUAAAGAAUAAGCCAAGAAAAUGAGGAAAUGGAGGAUUGUGAAAAUAAUGUAUUGGCAAAUAAAUAGUUGACUAAUUGAAAAACUAACUAAAUAACUAACUAGAUAAAUAAAUAUAGGAAUAAGUAGAUAAAUAUGAUAAAUGAAAAACUAUCUGAAAGCUGGAACAAAAGUCGAAGAAGAAAACAAGGAACAAACAGGAAUGUGAAACAUAAAAAUAAGAGGGGAAUAAGAAUGUUUUAUAAAGGAAGAGGAAGCAGUUUUAAUGUCUGCAGGAGGAGAUAAGCAUGCCAAAGUGGAAGGAGACGCCAGCCACUUCCAGAGAGCUGGAAACACCCAAAGGCUAACGGUGGAAGUUUGUGACCCAGAGAUACGGAAACUGCGCUCAAGACUUCACAUGCAGAAAUAUAGGACAUUGCACUGUAUAGAAAAGAUAGAUAAUGUCAUGAUCUGUGUUUUUCUGUGUAUUUAUUUCGAGUUUCUGUGUCCUUGAGUCUCUUCAUUGUCCUGUUCUCCCCUUG
Molecule: messenger RNA, 8022 nt
Organism: Xiphophorus maculatus (southern platyfish)
Lineage: Eukaryota; Metazoa; Chordata; Actinopteri; Cyprinodontiformes; Poeciliidae
Exons: 10
Coding region: 89-7315 (2408 amino acids)
Biological process (GO): protein targeting; protein import
Cellular component (GO): membrane
Molecular function (GO): ATP binding; ABC-type protein transporter activity
Source: RefSeq, a predicted model, not a curated record